CAUUACCUCUGAAAAAAAGGAAAAGACAGAGGAAAAAUGUUUUCUUCCCUGAAUGUUCCAACUUUUUUGCGCUCACUAGGACCCAGCGGCGAUGUCGAACCGGCCCAGAGUGAGUGAGUGAGCGAGUGCGCGGGCGCUGGGGGCCACUCCGUGCAAUGCCACUCUAAAACCUCCAGAAUAAAAGGAAACAGAAGUGGACAUCUCUGCACGUGACAGCGACGCGCCACUAUAUGAGGUGAAAGGCAGCCAGCGCGCAUCAGGACCAGCGUGGACUCAGCCACCGCUCAGCCUCAGUUAGCGCGCGCACCGCGCACUCGCCAGCUGCUGAAUUUUAAACCAGCAAAGCAACACGUGUGAGUUUUUCUGCUGCGGGACGGACUCCAGAGGGUGGCAACGCAGGUACGCAGGAGGCGAGCGGAACUUUUACCAGAGCUGGAGGAGAGGAACCCCAGAUCCCCUCCCUUCCUCCUUCCCUCCCUCCCAGUCUACAUUUUUCCCUUCCUCCUCGGACCUCUGCUCUCAUCUGAAGACCGAACUCUGACAGGGAUGCUGCACGUUUCCGAGCCGCACUUGCACUCAGCAGGAACCUGAAGCGGAAUCACUCUUUACUUUUACCCUGAGAGGUGCGCAACAUCAUCUCAAGGAGUAAUUUGGACACUUUUACGCACGCUUUGCGCUUUUUUCUUUUUGUUUUAUCUUUGGAGAGAGGGGCUUCUGAACAUUUGUUCCAACACAUUUACACACAGAAGAAGUUUGUUCAUCCUUUCAUCAACAGGACUGAUGAUAUCGUCACUCUUAUCAAUGAAACAACUCCAUUUGUCUUUUCCUCUCCAAACAAGGACAUUUGUGUCUUAAACUUGUCAACUCAAGAGAAGAUGAUUCCUGCUGGCGACGUGAUGCCAUGUAGCAUCUCUGAUGUUUGACACUUUUGAGGAUUGACUGAAAAAAACUGACAGGAGAUAUCUCAGUGACAGAGCUCAUACAAGGCGCAGCUUUUGCGCUUGUCUUUUUCUUUCAUUUCUUUCUUUUUUUGUUUUUAAAUUGGAGUCCACACAACAGCCCAGAUGCAGUUUCGACUCUUCUCAUUUGCCCUGAUCGUUUUGAACUGUAUGGAGUACAGCAACUGUCAGGCGCCGUCGCAUCGCUGGAGGAGAAACAAAAGAGCUAGCUAUGGAACACAUUCCAUCUGUAAAGGCUGCUUGACAUGCUCCCCGGUUAAUGGCUGUGUGAAGUGCCCACCCAAACUCUUCCUGUUUCUGCGGCGGGAGAGGAUGAGGCAGUAUGGAGAAUGUCUUCACGACUGUCCAGCCGGAUACUACGGCAUGCGAGGACCUGAAUUCAACAUGUGCUCCAGGUGCAGGAUAGAGAACUGCGAGUCCUGCUUCAGCAAAGACUUCUGCACCAAGUGCAAGUCUGGCUUUUACCUCCACAAGGGGCGUUGCUUUGAUAAGUGCCCUGAGGGUUUUGCCCCGCUGGAGGACAACAUGGAGUGUGGAGAGGGCUGCGAGGUGGGUCAGUGGAGUGAGUGGGGAGCCUGCACCAGAAGAAACAAAACCUGUGGCUAUAAGUGGGGUUUGGAGACCCGAACACGGCACAUUGUAAAGAAACCACCCAAGGACACAAUACCCUGUCCCACCAUCGCCGAAUCCAGGAUGUGCAAAAUGGCCAUGAGGCAUUGCAGGAGAGGUGGUUCAGGGAAGCACCGAUCCAAAGAGCCAAAGAAGAAGAACAAGCAGAGGCUGCGGUUUCGGGCCCAAAACCAGCACAGCGACCACUUGGCCUCCGCUCGCUCCAGCCAGUGAGAACUGAAACCACCCAGUGAACAAACGCAAAGCUGCUAGCUGCUGCUGCUGCACCCAUAUUCUUACUGACUAAUGUCACCACCUCGCCACCUGCCUUCCAGCCCACCUCAGCUCUACCUACCGGGACACUGCCCGCCUCACAGAUCCACUUUUCUGAAAACGUGUCAAAUCAGUACCCAACAUGCUCAGCCUCCAGCUGCUUCUCUGGCCCCUCCCCCAGCCCCACUCCUCAAAGGAGGACCUUCAAAGCGGACAGAACUGACCUAAUUUCCUGUUAUUGGCGAAGUCAUUAACCGUCCAGGGUGAUAGAAGGUGCCGGGGCCUCUUGAGGUGAAGGUGAAGGUGGGAGAGCAAAGAGGAGAGCAACGAUUGGUGGAGGGAAGCUGAGCUGCUCGGGGGAAGGAUGAAGAAGCGGAGGAGGUUCAGUGGAAGCCAACGAUGCCUAUGGACACGCAUGGGCACCUCAGACUGAGAGAGACUGUUUUAUUAUUCAUGUAUUUAUGUCCAAGCUAGCCUCACCUUCCCUCCAAAUGGAGACUGAGUGUUCCCAUGAGUGACCGUUAUGUUCUGCACAUUCUUGAGAGUAAUAUUAAAGAAAUUACCAUGCAUAGUGGCAAAGUAUUUUAUUCUCAGCACAAACUGUUUACGUUCAGACUGCUUGAUGCUGUAACUGUAAAGUGUCGUCCAAGAACAAAAAACAAUAUCGUCACUCGACUAGCAUGGCAACACUCCCAUGUACAUAGUUGUUCUAAUUAUAAAAGCUUAUUACUGUAUUUUCAGUAUUGACUCGUUCAUCGUUCUAAAUGUUUUAGAAAUAAUAAUAAGAAAAAAAGGUUGUAAUACAAGCUACAGAUUAAAAUAAUUGAAAAUAAUAAACUUAGCCACUCGUAGCUACUUCAUUUAAAUGGUAUAUAUUUGAUUUAUUUAUUAAUUCAGUUUUGUACUUUUUUCUUUUUUUUUUGUUUUUGGUUCAGUGAUAAUUUGUAAUUUUGCCUCGUGCUGUAACUAUUAUGCUAAGAUAUUCUUUAACUUCCUUAUAGCGGUGUGUAUCUUUAACAUGCAGAAGAAGUUUACGUCUGUCAUGCAAGUGUUGUAGGUUUUUUGCGUUCAUUUGACCUCAUCUACUGAUUUCAAUGCUUUGAAAUGAAGAAAAAAAAGCAACAAAAAAACAAAAACAAAACAACGCUUGACGUAUUCAAUGUUUAUUGGUUAGGCUCCAGCAAAUGUAUGGUCAUAGGACUGCAUAUGUGUACAUUGUGUUUUAUUAAAUCAACAUUAUUUGUGUCUGUAUGAUGCUAAAGCCUUUCAGUAAUGUCUGUAGCUAUAAUACAUGCAGCUAAACUCAGAA
Oryzias melastigma (Indian medaka) is the source of this 3150-nucleotide messenger RNA. It is a transcript of the gene rspo2, whose product is annotated as R-spondin 2. The transcript is spliced from 5 exons. The record is from RefSeq and is a predicted model, not a curated record. Lineage: Eukaryota; Metazoa; Chordata; Actinopteri; Beloniformes; Adrianichthyidae. The coding region runs from base 1065 to 1802 and encodes 245 amino acids.